This is a messenger RNA of Nannospalax galili (Upper Galilee mountains blind mole rat), 1178 nucleotides long. RefSeq names its product neuromedin B (gene Nmb). Gene Ontology annotation, molecular function: neuromedin B receptor binding; neuropeptide hormone activity. Gene Ontology annotation, cellular component: neuron projection. Gene Ontology annotation, biological process: neuropeptide signaling pathway; positive regulation of hormone secretion. NCBI's taxonomy places the organism in Eukaryota, Metazoa, Chordata, Mammalia, Rodentia, Spalacidae. The record is from RefSeq and is a predicted model, not a curated record.
UGGUUAUUUCCAGCACGCCUUUUUACUCCGUAGACUCGCCUCUUGCCCAGCUGAUAGGCCAGUCCGUCUGCAUGCACCACUACUAGAAGGCGGCUCCACAGUCACCCCCAUUCCGCCCUCACAAUUAACACAGUACCGACCGCAUCCCGGUUACCCAGUGUGUGCUGUUCGUGAGAGGGCGGAGGGAUGUGAGCAACGGUCAGUUGCCCCUAGUGAGAGGAGGAUGGGAUUCAUUUACAAAGCUCCUCCACUGCGGGACGAUGCAAAACACCCGGGUUACCAGGAGCAGAGAUUCUUGCUCCCCUUUAACUUAAAGGAGUUCAUACGGUUGGAUUGUUGGCCGAAAGCUGGCGGCAGUAGUGAACUACCUUUGCCGUGGAACCGUGCCACAAGCCAGGUCCCAGUCGGACUGUGGUGGGCUUCGAGGGAGCCUGGGGGCGGAGCCUGCGGAGGGAGGGGCUCCGGGGCGGGACAAGUUCUGCCCCUCCCGCAGGCUCCGCCUUCCGGCGCGGGUUUAAAAGGUAGGAAGGCAGACACCGCCAACUAGCAGUCCUGAAACAUCGAGGCGAAACCCUCCUGGCAGAGCCAUGAUCCGUCGAGCAGGGGCUUCUCGGCUGCUCGCCGGCUUUCUACUCUUCGCGUUGUUUGCAGCUGGCGUCGCCCCCUUCAGCUGGGAUCUCCCGGAGUCCCGGAGCCGAACCAGCAAGAUCCGAGUGCACCCUCGGGGCAACCUCUGGGCCACAGGUCACUUCAUGGGCAAAAAGAGCCUGGAGUCCCCCAGCAUGUCCCUGCUGGGGACAGCACCCCCCAACUCCCAGAGGGACCAGAGACUGCAGCUGAGUCAUGAUCUUCUCAGGAUCCUCCUGCUAAAGAAAGCUCUAGGCAUGAGCCUCAGUGGCCCAGCACCCCACACCCAGGCGGCUGCUGGAUCAAACAUCGCAGAAGUGAUGCCAAUGAGGGGACUGACAAGACUUCACUUAGAUUGUGUCCAUCCUGGAAAGUUGCUGAAAGCCCUGGCAGUGGCCCCAUCUGGAUGUAAAUCCUAAGUGAAGAUGUGUUCUACCAUUACUGCCAUUUCUGGUUGGGUCACCUGGAAUAUUGCAAAUGCAGACACAAAUUCUUUCCUUCUGUAUUUCUUGCUUCCCCAAAGAAGUUGUGAAUAAAAGUCUUGCUCUUUA